UAUAUAUAGCCUACAUCUAUGAUAAGAGCAGUGAAGUCUAGGUUAAUAUUGUGGAUGAAAACACCUGAGCAUCACAGAUAGAUCCGGACAUGUAAUGAGUCUGCUGCUGAAUCUCCUGCUGAACUGGAGUCGUAAGAGGAAAUUUCACUCGCUCUACUGAAAAAGAGCAAAUGGUAACAGCAUCUGGUCGCAGUUGGACUCAAAGCUACAUCGGAUGUGUUUUUUUUUUCCCUUUCUAAAAACAACUGGUCUGCUCACAGGAACUACUGUAUGAAUAUUAAUAUGAAUGCAAAUCCACAGUGAGGAUGCCCACCGCUUGAACCGACACGGCGCGCUGAGAUCUGCGCAUUUUUGUUUUGACGUUUUUUUUUUUGUUUUUUUCUGUUUGAGGCUGAAACCAAACAAUGUUUCUUUGGCGGAGGUCGUGUGUGGGGCUUUUCUGAAACACAUAAGGAUGGCGUUUCACUUGAAUGUUCGCAGAGGAUCGUUUUGUAACGUCGCAUUGAAUUGCAUCAUGGUUUUCAAUCAGAUCUCACACCGGCCAGGCUACACCGAGCCUCGGUAGUACAGUGCGCUGUUUAUCAUAAAAAUGGAAGACCUUUCACGUCAAGAAAAGGCGUCAAUCCGGUGAUAUACGUCUGAAUAACUGAUUUUUCUUUUCCACGCCAAUUGACACAUCUGGGAAAGGAUUUUUCCUUCCCUCCCGUCCACUAAGACAGCUGUGUCAUCAACAACCGGCGUGGUUUUGUUGUUGUCUGAUUUUUACGAGCUUGGGCAACUGGAUAUCGGCAUAGUCUGCCUGUUCUGCGCCAGCCAUAGGCUACCCAGUUACUAAGGUGAGUUGUAGGAGACUGCCUGUGACAUACAUCUUCUUAUCCCGAGCCGUCUUCUAUACCAUGAGCUCUGGCUCUGCCCAGGAUGUGGCAGUCGAGCAUUUCCUGCGUGACAUAGAGAGGCGAAGCAAGCGGCUACACUGCGCUGUGAUAGGCUGCGAGGAGGAGCGAUCCCGCAGCGACAUGAACCUGCUGUAUCGUAAGAGCCGUUUGGACUGGAGGCAGAGGGACCAAGAGGGAAGUAAAAAGAGCUCUACCCAGAAUGACCCCUCAGCUACUGUUGGAAAAGUCAGAGACUUGGCCUCCUUCCGCCGGCACUUCCGGAUGGGUUUCAUGACCAUGCCGGCCUCCCAGGACCUGUCCCCUCACUCUUGUGCCUCUGCCAUGGCGCCACGCUCGCAGUCCUGCCACGCUGUAGGUGCCGGUGAUACGAGUCUGGAGAACGGAGAUUACUCCGACACCCAGUCCCAACACAGUGGUCGCUGUCCCCCAGCCAAACCCAAACGCCACCCCAGCACUCGCCUCAGCUCUACAUCGGCUGACAGCAGAGGGCCUCCUGAAGCGCCGCCUCCUCCACCACCCACUCACUCCCAGUCCAAACACUCAGAAAAGAAAAAUGCUAUGAAGAAAUCGGACUCUGGAGAAAUGGGAUCAAAGAAGGUUCCUCCUUUAAAGCCCAAGAGGAGUCCCAGCACCCAGUUGUCCUUUGACCCUCUUCCUCCACGUGUGCCUCCCUCUGCCACAUCCCUGCCUUUCCAGGCAGCAGACUCUCAGAUUCAGACAGGAGACAGCGAAGAUGAGCCUGUCUAUAUAGAGAUGGUAGGACAAGUGUUUACCAGAGACAGCCAGACAGCCACCCCCCACCCAGUCACCCCUGUGGCCACCACACCUGACUCUGACUCAGACCAGAGUGAGGCCAUUUAUGAGGAGAUGAAAUACCCACUACAAGAAGACAGAGAGUCCCAGAGACAGCUCCCUCCCAAACAUGAGAAACUGUCUAAACACUCCUCUAAACACUACCAUGUCACCCCCUCUUCUUCCAGCAGCUCCUCCUCUCUGCCUCGCCCGUCCUCCUCCUCUCCUUCGUAUUCCAAACCCAAAGCUACCGUGUCAAUCUCUCAUUCUUCCCCUUUGCCUUCGUCCACAUCGUCCACACCAGUUCCCCAGGUCCUCUCUGCUAGUCCGCACACCCCCCGAGCACCUACUCCCUACCUGCUGCAAGGGAGUAAAUCUGAAUCUGAGUCCAGCACAAAGAUCCCAGCCCCUUUCCCCAAUCUUCUGCAGCAUCGACCCCCACUGCUUGCCUUCCCUCAACCAGCAGCUGCCUCUAGUGGAGUUGGAGUACAAAACAAGGCUUCUUCUUCUGCGAAAACUCAAACGUCCAGUGCAACAACUCAACCCAGCACCUCUUCCUCAACAUCUAACGUCCCCGUUUCCCUGUCGGGCUCCAAGGAAUCAUCAGGUGGAAGUUCAUCCCAGCAGGACAAACACAACAGAGACUCCCAGUUAGGGCCUGCUCCUGGUUUAAGAGCCAGGAGUCACUCUACUCCCCUGCCUCCAUCCUCCAAAUCCACCUCCCCUUUCUCUCAUCACCACCACCACCCACACCACCGGCCCUCUCAUUACCAUCACUAUCGCAAACCAGAGAGAGGGGACUCACCAGCUCCGUCCAAGAGCAGCUGUCAGACUACAACCCAGGCUACAGUUCAGACUCAGACUACGAGUACAGGCAAAGAAGGCAAGUCUGUCAGCUUCCUCUUGAAGUCAGAUAAAGGAGAAAGGGAUAAGGAUCGGGACAGAGACAAAGAGAGGGACAAGGAUCGGGACAGGGACCGAGAUCGAGACAGGGACAGAGGCAGAGACAGGGACAGGGAGAGAGAGAGAGACAAGGAAAGAGACAAGGACAGAGAUCGUGAUAAAGACAGGGACAGAGACAGAGAAAGGGAUCGGGAGAAGGAUCGAGAGAGGGAUUGGGAUCGGGAUCGGGACAGGGAAGGAGGGCCACAUUCCUUACAGUUGGACAGCACUCAUUCAACUAGCAGCCAAACAUCUCAAGGCAGCACCAGCUCAACCCCUACACCUUUAUCUUCAUCGCAGCGUCCUCACUCUCGCCCCCAUCUACGCUCUCACACUCCUCACGGCCUGCCAGCAUACAAACCCCCUUCAUCAGACAGCCCCCUGCUGUGGACGUACCCUUCCGGUGGGUUCCGGAGACCGCCAGCUUAUGAAAGCCUGAGAGGAAGCUCUCAGACCCCGUCUCUGCAGCAACCCUCAAGUCUUACUGGUGUAGGUGAGGGGGCAUCCAAGAGUAACGGAGGGUCUGCAUCCUUCCACUCCAAAGUUGGCUUCAUGCCCUGGGACAGCAGUGCCAGCUUAGCUGCAGAUGAAGGGUCUUACUGGCCCAUGCAGAGAAAAUUGUCCUUCAGCCAUGGGAGCAGAGAAACAGAGAAAGAUGAAGGUCGAGCAUGGAAUGGCAGCGCUGAUGCUUUGUUACGGAUGGAUAAGGAGGAGCUGGGGUUGGGGUCUCGAGGUGGUCACUCGGGUAUUCCAGUCCACUUCAGUGGUGCCUCCAGCAGGGCUCUUGGUCACAGUGAGUCCUUGGCGGGUGUGGACAGUAGUCCAGGAUUCAGAGCUCUGCCCAGAGUAGGACUGCCUCUUCCCUGCCAGACGUUUCCUACCUGUCGCAAUGGAGAAGUGGGGCGGCUGGGCCGUUCCUCCUCUGCCGCUGGAGUGAGACAGGUGGGUGGAGGAGACGUCCAGAGACAGAGCAGUCUACCAGGACGAGAAGCCCUGAAUCAGCUGCAUGGUCUGUCCCAGUCUCAAGUGCCCUGCAGUCCCAGCAGCCCCAGUGUGUCUCGGCAGCAGCAGCAGCUCCAGCUCCAUCAGCAGCAGCUGCAGUUGAAGCAGCAGCUCCAGCAGCUUCAGCAACAGCACCACCUGCAGUUGCAGUUCCAGCAGCUCGCCCAGCUGGCACAGGGACAGCCUCCUGUCAGUGGGGGCACCACCCCAUCCACAACGCAGACCCAGAGAGACGGCAAGCUGCUGGAAGUCAUUGAGCGUAAGCGUUGCCUGUGCAAAGAGAUCAAGGCCCACAGGCGCCCUGACAAAAGCCUGUGCAAGCAGGACAGCAUGCCCAUCCUCCCUAGCUGGAGACGGACACCUGAGCCUCGUAAGACUGGCACGCCACCCUGCCAAAGGCCGCAGGCUGUGGUGUGGGACACGGCAAUCUGAGGCAAAAUGGCAGGCCAGAAAGUACUGCACAGAAGAGAGUUGGAAAGGUGGGAAUGUAAGAGAUAAGGAUACAAAGCAGUUCAUUAAACGAGAAAUUGUCUCAGUGGUUGUGGUGACAUAGUCAUCACAAAGGUCUGAGAGCCUGUGGAAAAAGGAAAAAAAUUGCCUCCAUUUGUGGUAUGUAACACUGAUCUGAGGACAGAGAGGAUGGCUACUGGAGACUCUGAGCCCAUUAAGGAGAAACUGGCCGAAGAGGUGAAGAAAAGAGAUGUUACAAUCAGACUAAACUAAUUUCUUACCCAGUUGAUUAGUAAUUGCUCUAUCUAUGUCCUUCUUGAUGUGUUCUAAUUGCCAAUGAUUUUUGCCACAAAGCACCAGUACUACUUCAAAAUGAAUGAUGUAAUAAUAAAGGGUGACAUUUUUUCUUAGUUUGGUGUUGCCAAAUUUCCUCCUGAUUACUUGAGAAACAAAGGAAUCAUGCUUUCUCUCCAUAACAUGGAGAGAAAGUAAAAAAAAAAAAAAAAGGCUCCUGCCGUUAAAUAGUUGUCCAAUAUACAUACAUAGAAACUUCUCAUUGGAUGAGAAAAGGCAAGAUUCAUUGAUAAGUUACUGAAGUGUCUCUUGAAAUCGUGAAUGCAUAUGAGAUGUCUUGGUAUCAAUAAACUGUCAUUGUGGAUGCAAAUAAUCAUCACUGAGGAGUAAAAGCUACCUACUGUAUCUGUUUGCAUAUUUGUAAUGUAAAUCUAUUUACUUUCUCAACAUUUCUGCAAUUUUAUAGCAAUAUGCUCCCAGUGUUGGAGCAAUACAAUUAAAACUUGUGUCAACUAGCCUAACAUACAUAUCUAAGACUUGAAUAAGUCAUAUUUACUGUGUCAUUCUCUGCAUGUCACAAUAGACAUACAGUAUUGUAAAAAAAAAUAUGUGUAGAGAUGAUCAUGUCAGACUUUUACAUACUUGCAGAUCUUCACUAUGAUAACAAAAUCACAUGGUUGUAUAAAAAGAUGUUGCUUGGGGUAUCAUUAGAAAGGGUGGUAUGACAGAUGGCACAUGCUGUGCAGUCCAGCCAAAUAUAGAUACAGAUCAAUGGUACAAAAACUUCAUCACCCAUGCUUAUUCACAGUUGCACAUAAGUGAUUGUUCCACCACUCCAAAAACAAGCACUGAUACCCAUCAACACAGACUGUACAAAAUGGUGCAACUGAUAAGACUGUGAGUAUUGAUCACCUCAAACAGAAUGCUGGAACAAUCUGCACAAAACAUGGUAUACGCUUAGGAGAAAUUGAACCCUAAUGUACUGUAAAUAGAUAUGUACAACUGUAUUGAAAAUGUAGCAAUUAUUUCCAUUUUCAUACUUGUAAUCAAUACAUAUUAUGUAGCAUAUACUGUAUAAACAUAACUUUGUCCACUUGUUUUUUCUAAAUGAAUUAAGUACUUUAUCUGCUGCAGCAAGUCCAUGCAUUACUUAUAGUUCUACUAAUAAACAGUAAGCCCUCUAAAGAAAGGCACAGGCCAACAGUUGUUUAUUUAUAUUUAUGCAAGACUCCCUUUAAGCUGUGUUGUUUCAUUUAUGCCUUUUUUUUCUACAUUCAUUUUGAGUUGUGUACAGAUUUCAACAGCUCGUUGUCUUGACAUUAUGAAUACUUUGCUGCUACCUUGAACUACUGGUGUUGUUCAUUCAAAUACAUGGUGUUACCAUGAGAAACAUUAUUAAUAUAGUGGUUAUUGUUACAUAUUUGUUUUAUUUCUGAAAGCCACGUGAAAUGAAGUUUGUACAAUGAAGAGUGAGCCCUUCUGUAAUAGUAUUAAUAAGGCACUUGAAUGUCUCUUGGUUGUUGAUGUUUUUGAUAGUUAGCACCAAACUGUACAGUACACCCAGUGAAAAGAAGACGUAUCUAAAUGUAAAUCUAAUGAGAGUCACUGCUUGGCCUUUUGUUUUAAUUCCACCUGCUCGUGUUUGACGGUCGAGGUUUUCAAGCUUACUGAGUCCAUUUUUAAACAAACACAGGUCAGGCUGAGGGAUAUGGGCAAGUGCAAUGCAUGCAGAGAUUCCUUACACUGAAAAUGUUCCAAUGAUAUUGACUAUUGUGCCCAAUUUAAUUUCAAAUACCAAUUAAUCACCUUAAUAUGAUUCCUUUUCACCGACUGAUAUCGAACCCUAGGUAUCAUUUCCGAAAUAGUUUACAGAAGCUGUUGGUUUUGUGUGUCUACUAAAACAGUGGCCAUUAUAUGAGUGCCAUACUAUAUUGAUAUGGUAAGAUACGGUGUACCUUGGAAAUCACUGUAGUGCUAUAUUUGCAUUGAUAUUGUCAUUAAAAUAAAUUUUAUAUAAUGAACUUUA
This is a messenger RNA of Sphaeramia orbicularis (orbiculate cardinalfish), 6402 nucleotides long. It is a transcript of the gene nyap1, whose product is annotated as neuronal tyrosine phosphorylated phosphoinositide-3-kinase adaptor 1. The record is from RefSeq and is a predicted model, not a curated record. The coding region runs from base 897 to 4064 and encodes 1055 amino acids. Lineage: Eukaryota; Metazoa; Chordata; Actinopteri; Kurtiformes; Apogonidae. The transcript is spliced from 7 exons. Gene Ontology annotation, biological process: phosphatidylinositol 3-kinase/protein kinase B signal transduction; neuron projection morphogenesis.